This is a messenger RNA of Phyllopteryx taeniolatus (common seadragon), 2612 nucleotides long. RefSeq names its product CLPTM1 regulator of GABA type A receptor forward trafficking (gene clptm1). The transcript is spliced from 14 exons. The record is from RefSeq and is a predicted model, not a curated record. Bases 108 to 2015 code for a protein of 635 amino acids. Lineage: Eukaryota; Metazoa; Chordata; Actinopteri; Syngnathiformes; Syngnathidae. Gene Ontology annotation, cellular component: membrane; endomembrane system.
UGAUGUUCACGGCGGCCCCCACCGAGACGUCACGCCGGUGACGUUACUCUCGCGAGAUUUCCCCGCGAGGUAGCAGCAGUGUGCUUGUGUGACAGAGACAAGGAAAGAUGGCGACGCAGGAGAGCCAAGCGACCAAAGCGGCCGUCACCAAUGGCGAGGUUAGCAGUAAUGGAAGUGCUGCGACAACAACAGACAGCCAGACAGUGCAGACGACUGAAAAUGCACAGGACCCCCAACAGCAACAGCAACAGCAGCAGCAACAACCGCCUAAUGCCUGGCACGUCAUUAAAGGAGUCCUCUUCAGAAUUUUCAUCAUCUGGGCCAUCAGUAGCUGGUUCCGUCGAGGGCCAUCGACUCCAGACCCUAACACACCACCCGGGGCACCCAGAGUACCCAGCAGGAACCUCUUCACUAAGGACACUCGCAUGGAUAUGUACGUGUACAUCUCGCAAGAGGAGGUGUUCACAGACUUCAACAACACAGAUUCUCUCUUCUGGUUCCUCCCAGACCUAGUCUACGGAGACUGGUCCACGGGGGAAAGUGGGGACGGCUGCUAUGAGCACUAUCAGGAGAUGGCUAUCCCUGAGGCAGUGCAGCAGAAUGGCUCCCUCUACAUACACACAUACUUCACGAAAAGUGGACUGCAUCCAGACCCUAAGCGCAAAGGGCAGUAUCGCAGACUCGCAACUGUUCAUGCGUCACGAAUGCUAAACAAAUUCAAACGUAGAAAGUUCAUGAAGACCAAGAAUCUGCUGACAGGAGAGACGGAAGCAGAUCCAGAGAUGAUUAAGCGGGCUGAGAGCCACGGUCCAGUGGAGAUCAUCUCUCACUGGCACCCCAACCUCACCAUCAACAUGGUGGACGACCACACAGCCUGGGUGAAAGGCUCUGUCCCACCUCCGCUAGACCAACAUGUGAAGUUUGAUGCGGUGAGCGGUGACUACUACCCAAUAGUGUACUUCAAUGACUACUGGAACCUUCAGAAGGACUACUAUCCCAUCAACAACACCCUGACAACACUACCGCUGCGCCUUAACUACUGCCCGCUGUCCUUGUGGCGCUGGCAACUCUACGCUGCCCAGAAUGCUCGCUCGAUGUGGAACUUCCUGCCUGAGGACACCUACGAGCAGUCUGACGAGGAUCAGGACUCUGUCAAGGUGGCCCUACUGGAAACCAACCCCUACCUCCUGGGACUCACCAUUGUGGUCUCCAUUGUACACAGCAUCUUUGAGUUUCUGGCCUUUAAGAAUGACAUCCAGUUCUGGAACAGCCGACAGUCUUUGGAAGGCCUCUCCGUGCGCUCCAUCAUCUUUGGAGUGUUUCAGUCUCUGGUGGUGCUGCUGUACAUUCUUGACAAUGAGACCAACUUUGUGGUGCAGGUCAGCGUCUUCAUCGGCCUUCUUAUCGACCUCUGGAAAAUCACCAAAGUCAUGGAUGUCAAAUUGGACAGAGAGAACAAAAUUGCAGGAUUCCUCCCAAGACUUGUGUUCAAAGACAAGUCGACAUAUGUGGCAUCUUCUACCAAAAUCUAUGACGAUAUGGCCUUCAAGUACUUGUCGUGGCUGCUUUACCCUCUGUUUGGCUGCUAUGCCAUCUACAGUUUAUUGUAUGUCGAGCACAAAGGCUGGUACUCAUGGGUACUCGGCAUGCUCUAUGGCUUCUUGCUAACCUUCGGCUUCAUCACAAUGACGCCGCAGCUAUUCAUUAACUACAAAAUGAAGUCAGUGGCCCACCUCCCGUGGAGGAUGCUCACAUACAAGGCUCUCAAUACGUUCAUUGAUGACCUGUUUGCCUUUGUCAUCAAGAUGCCCAUGAUGUACAGGAUAGGAUGCCUCAGAGAUGAUGUUGUGUUCUUCAUCUACCUGUAUCAGCGCUGGAUUUAUCGAGUGGACCCCAAUAGGGUCAACGAGUAUGGCACCAGUGGAGUGGUCCACCACCAGGAUGACACAACGGCAGUCGAUGCCCCGGCGGCAGCCAUCACAGCCAAACCAGACAGGGAGAAAAAGAACAAUUAAGCCAGACAAAGACGCCCACCCCCAAUGUUCAGCCUCCCUGGCUCUCGGCGCCAGAGCAAAGAGUACUUGUGGAAAUUAGGCAGUUGGGGUCGGCUGUCAUGGACAUGGACAUCACUUUAGGGAAAAGAAAAAAGAAAAAAAAUGAAGAUCAACUGUUUCCUCUGAUUCCAGUACACAUCCACAGAGAAUCGUCAUCAUUGUAGACUUGGUAAAUUUGUAUUUUUCUUCCCCGCCCUCUCGUUUUUGCAGUUAAAGUGAAGUAAAACAAAACGUGAUGUACUGUAUUCUGUUUGAUUUUGAGAGGGUACAGUGUCUUGGAAUUGAGGCUGGUGGAGUUUUCGUUUGGACAUUUAUUUUACGUGGAAGAAAAGCCAAGUGAAGCAUUUCUUUGUCUAAAUUCCUUGUGAAUCUUUUCAUUCCACUUGAGCAUCGAGUUGUUUGGAAAAAACUGGAAAAUCACCCUGGAAUGAAGCCAACAGGACAUGAGCGACAAGACUGACGACUACCCUCAAUUAUUUUUUAGCAAAUUGUUCAUGUUCUAAACUGGAACAGAAAAAAAGCAGCCUUGUUGGUAUUAAUAUAAAACAUAUUGUCAGA